AUGAGCUCCUCACGUCAGGUCUACCUGCUUCCCUUGAAGGACGAUGGAUCUCCAGAUGUGCCUGGUGGGUACAUCUACCUGCCUCCUCCACCAAAGGGUGGAUAUGUGCUCCGUUUCAUCAUCGAGGGUACGAGCUCGAUCUGUCGACAGGGUACCCUCUGGGUGAACAUUCCUGAAGAGGGCAAGCCAUUCGAGCGCUAUUCUUUCCGGGAGUUCAAAUUGCAACCCAAUUUCAAUGAGAACAUCCAGAUCGAUAUUCCUGUGGCUUUUGCCGGUGCAUUCGCGUUCUACACAACAUUCACUCCGCUACCGGAAUUUUCUGUGGAGGAUGUGCCUUGUCCAGAGCCGACUGAGACUCCCGUGCAUUACAUUGAUGUGUCGCCAAAACUCACUCUUCAAGGAAAGGAUUUGCCGCUCAACGCGCUGUCCAUCUUCUCAGUGAUCUCAAAGUUUAUGGGUCAAUACCCUACAGACUGGGAUAGACACCUUCGAGGCAUUGGUGAACGGAACUAUAACAUGGUUCAUUUCACACCCCUAAUGGAGCGCGGAUCCUCGAAUUCCCCGUACAGCAUUUUCGAUCAGUUAGCCUUUGAUAGUGCUUUCUUCCCCAACGGGGAGGAUGAUGUCGCUGCACUAGUCGCGAAAAUGGAGAAGGAGUAUGGACUCCUCACUCUGACUGAUGUAGUCUGGAAUCACACUGCCAAUAACAGCAAGUGGCUUGAGGAGCAUCCAGAGUCUGGAUACAGCGUGGAGACUGCACCGUGGUUGGAAGCAGCCCUCGAGUUGGACACUGCGCUGUUGAAAUUUGGAGACGAUCUCCAAGAACUCGGUCUUCCUACAGACUUUAAAUCAGAGGAUGAUCUGGUAAAAGUCAUGAACGUUGCGCGAAAGCAAGUCAUUGAUGGUAUUCGCUUGUGGGAAUUCUACGUGCUCGACGUAAAGAAUGAUACCAAGCGUAUUUUGGAUGAAUGGAAGCGCGGAAAGAUUGAUCAUUCACUCCUUGAACGCCAUGAUAUGCAUCAGUUUAAGGGUUGGUCUCUUAAGCAGCAAGCCAACGUCACGCGUGAAUGCGGUAUACCUGAUGUUAAACAAGUUCUUGGACGGUUCGGUCGUGCCAUUGAUCCCAAAUUCGGCGCUGUCGCUUUGACUGUGCUUUUCGGGGAUUACGACGAAGCAAACACCAACUUUUCUGAGGCCGAAGAUACCUUAUCCAAGCUCCUUGAUGAAGCCAACGCGCCUCUCUACGCAGAAUAUGAUGGAGACGUCGCUGAGAUUAUGGAUCAAUUGUUUAAUCGUGUCAAGUAUCUCAGAGUUGAGGACCACGGUCCCAAGAUGGGCCCCGUCACCAAAGAGAACCCUCUAUUCGAGACCUACUUCACACGUCUUCCGGUCAACGAAGUCACGAAAAAGCACAACCCCAAGGCCCUUGCAUUGGUAAACAACGGUUGGAUUUGGAAUGCCGAUGCCAUGCGAGACAACGCUGGCCCUGAUUCUAGGGCAUACCUGCGCCGCGAGGUGAUCGUAUGGGGCGACUGUGUGAAGCUUCGAUAUGGAUCCUCCCCUGAAGACAGCCCUUUCCUUUGGGACUUCAUGACCCGAUACACCCGCCUUAUGGCCAAGUACUUCUCUGGCUUCCGGAUUGACAACUGUCAUUCGACCCCACUUGCGGUUGCAGAAUACCUGCUUGAUGAAGCACGCAAAGUUCGACCUGAUCUUACUGUCUUUGCAGAGCUCUUCACGGGCUCAGAAGAUGCUGACUAUGUCUUCGUCAAGCGACUGGGUAUCAAUGCUUUGAUUCGGGAAGCUAUGCAAGCCUGGAGCACCGAAGAGUUGAGUCGUCUCGUUCAUCGUCACGGUGGUCGUCCAAUCGGCAGCUUCGAAGUAAAUCUCCCUUCGGCUGGCAGUAGCCACGCAAUUGCUUCCGCCAAGUCUGGCAAGUCAGAUGAAGAGAUCACGCACAUUCGGCCAUGCCCUGUUCCGGCCCUUUUCAUGGACUGUACCCACGACAAUGAAGUGCCUGCACAGAAGCGCGAUGCUAGAGAUACUCUGCCAAACGCUGCAUUGGUCGCAAUGUGCGCGUCGGCCACAGGAAGUGUGAUGGGUUACGACGAGAUCUACCCUAAACUGAUUGAUCUUGUUCACGAAACUAGACAAUAUGCAUCGCAGUCCUCGGACAUUCAGAGCCUACCAACUGGUUCUGGAGAGGGUGGGAUCGGUGGAGUCAAGAAGCUCUUGAAUGAACUCCACACCAUGAUGGGAGUAGAAGGCUAUGAUGAGACCCACAUUCAUCAUGACGGUGAAUUCAUUACGGUUCACAGAGUCCACCCCAAAACCAGGAAGGGUAUCUUCUUGAUCGCGCAUACUGCCUUCCCAGGUAACGAGAGCGGCGCAAUCCUGCCCCCAACUCAUAUCGCUGGCACCAACGCCAAAUUCAUUGGCUCCUGGCAACUUGAGGUCGAUGCUGGAGAGGAAGCAAAGGCAAAGGUCCUGGCCGAUGACAAGCUCUUGGCAGGUCUUCCCAGUCGUACACGCGAUAUCGAAAGUACCAAGAUCGAACAGAAGGGCCAGGAUGUCACUAUCUCCGUUCUCGAUACCCUUGUUCCUGGUUCUAUUGCUCUAUUUGAGACCUCGAUCCCUGGUGCUGAUCACGCAGAUGGAUUUGAGAACAAUCUCACCAACGGCGCAGAUGAAGCAUUCUCUGAGCUCAGCUUGGUCGAUUUGAACUUUGCGCUGUAUCGCUGCGAUGCGGAAGAGAGAGACUCAAGCGAUGGCCAAGAUGGCGUAUACAGUAUCCCUAAUCAUGGAGCGCUUGUAUAUGCUGGACUUCAAGGUUGGUGGAGUGUUUUGGAAGACAUCAUCAAAUACAAUCAGCUCGGCCAUUCACUCUGUGACCACCUGCGACAGGGCCAGUGGGCUUCAGAUUACAUCAUUGGGCGUCUUGAAAAGGCAGCUUCCAAGGAAGGAUACAAUGCUCUGCAGAAGCCGGCUUCAUGGCUGCAUGAAAAGUUUGAUGCUGUUCGCGAGCUGCCAAACUUCCUCUUCCCGAGAUACUUUGCCAUCAUUAUCCAGGUCGCUUACAAUGCUGCUUGGAAGCGUGGUAUUCAUCUGCUUGGCGAUAAUGUGCGCCACGGCCAGGAGUUUAUUCACCAAUUGGCAAUGGUCAGCAUCCAGCAGACGGGCUACGUCAAGUCUGCUUCAUUGUGGCCCACCAAGCAGGUCCCUAGUCUUGCCGCUGGCUUGCCUCACUUUGCAGUCGACUGGGCGAGAUGCUGGGGUCGUGAUAUCUUCAUCUCUAUCCGAGGCCUCUUCCUUGUCACCGGUCGCUUCGACGAUGCUAAGCAGCACAUCAUUGCUUUUGCCAGUGUUCUCAAGCAUGGCAUGAUCCCUAACCUGCUUAGCAGUGGCAAGCUACCAAGAUACAACUCCCGUGACUCGGUCUGGUUCUUCUUGCAAGCAAUUCAGGACUUUACUGAAAUGGCACCCAACGGAAUUGAUAUCUUGCAAGAGAAGGUCCCGAGGCGUUUCUUGCCUUACGAUGACACAUGGUUCCCCUUUGAUGACCCUCGGGCAUACUCUCAGUCUCCAACCGUUAUUGAAGUCAUUCAGGAAGUGUUCCAAAGACAUGCUCACGGUAUGUCCUUCAGAGAGUACAACGCUGGUUCGGACUUGGACGUUCAAAUGAAGCCUGAGGGUUUCCAGAUUGAUAUCAAGGUUGACUGGGAUACUGGUAUCAUUUUCGGUGGCAACCAAGACAACUGUGGUACCUGGCAAGACAAGAUGGGUGAAAGCUCCAAGGCUGGCAACAAGGGUGUUCCCGGUACACCCCGUGAUGGCGCUGCUAUCGAGAUCACUGGUCUUGCCUAUAGCGCCCUGGCGUGGGUAGCUCGUCUUCACAAAUCCAAGGUCUACCCUCACGAAGGCGUGGAAAUUGCUGAUGGCAAGAAGAUUACUUUCGCUGAAUGGGCCGGCAAAAUCAAGGACAACUUUGAGCGAUGCUAUUUCGUACCCGUCGACCCCAGUGAGGACAGCCAGUAUGAUGUGGACCCUAAGAUCAUCAACCGCCGUGGAAUCUACAAGGAUCUCUACAAGUCCGGAAAGCCAUACGAAGACUAUCAACUGCGUGCCAACUUCCCCAUUGCCAUGUCGGUUGCCCCAGACCUCUUCACGCCUACCAAGGCUCUCGUUGCUCUGUCCAUUGCCGACUCCGCCAUUGUGGGUCCUGUGGGCAUGGCCACUCUGGACCCAUCCGAUCUCAACUAUCGCCCAUACUAUGUCAACUCCGAUGAUUCGACUGACUUCGCGACUGCAAAGGGGCGUAACUACCACCAAGGGCCAGAAUGGGUCUGGCAACGUGGUUAUUACCUGCGUGCCUUGCUGCAUUUCGAUCUCCUCCGCCGAAAAACACCCGAGGAACGAACGGAAUGCUUCCAACAAGUCACUCGCCGUCUUGAUGGUUGCAAGAAGGCUAUGCGAGAGAGUCCUUGGAGGGGUUUGACAGAGUUGUCCAACAAGGGUGGAGAGCAUUGCGAUGACUCGUCGCCCACUCAAUCCUGGUCUGCUGGAUGUCUGCUGGAUGUCUAUUAUGAUGCAUCCAAGCAUUCGUAG
Molecule: messenger RNA, 4605 nt
Organism: Penicillium nucicola
Lineage: Eukaryota; Fungi; Ascomycota; Eurotiomycetes; Eurotiales; Aspergillaceae
Product: putative glycogen debranching enzyme Gdb1
Exons: 3
Coding region: 1-4605 (1534 amino acids)
Biological process (GO): glycogen catabolic process; glycogen biosynthetic process
Molecular function (GO): amylo-alpha-1,6-glucosidase activity; 4-alpha-glucanotransferase activity
Source: RefSeq, a predicted model, not a curated record